CAAGUCAGUUGAGCCUUAGCCGUGAUAGUGAAAUCAAAGAGCAAAAAAGUGAAGAAAACCUCCAUCUACAAUAUGCAGUUCAGCAUUGACUUAUAGAUAGAUUAUUGAAAAUAUAUAUAUAUAUACUGUAUAUAUAUAUAUUUAAAAUCCUAUGGCAUGUGAAUCUUACCACGGAUGACUGGGUAAACAGAUUUUUCUGGACAAUCUAGCUGCACUGAAGCAUGGCGUGGAUGAUCCUUUGGUUAUAUUACAUUGCUUUAUGGACAAGCAAAGGUUUUGGGAAUAAUAGCGUAUAUGACAAUAUUUACUCUGAAAAUAUAACCCGUAUCUUGGAUAGGCUUCUGGAUGGUUAUGACAACAGACUCCGUCCUGGAUUUGGAGGUCCUGUAACCGAAGUUAAAACUGACAUCUAUGUAACAAGCUUUGGUCCAGUUUCAGAUGUGGAAAUGGAAUACACAAUGGAUGUAUUUUUCCGGCAGACGUGGAUUGAUGAGCGGCUGAAAUUUGAUGGCCCCACAGAAAUACUCAGGUUAAACAACUUAAUGGUCAAUAAGAUCUGGACUCCAGACACCUUUUUCAGAAAUGGGAAAAGGUCGAUCUCUCAUAAUAUGACAACCCCCAAUAAACUCUUCAGAAUCAUGCAGAACGGAACAAUCCUCUACACUAUGAGACUGACGAUUAAAGCAGAAUGCCCAAUGAGAUUGAUGAAUUUCCCUAUGGAUGGACAUGCAUGCCCACUGAAGUUUGGCAGCUAUGCAUACCCCAAAAGUGAAAUUGUUUAUACCUGGAAAAAAGGACCCUUAUAUUCUGUUGAAGUACCAGAAGAAUCCUCAAGUCUUCUGCAGUAUGAUCUCGUCGGACAAACAGUUUCCAGUGAAACAAUGAAGUCUAACACAGGUGAAUAUGUUGUAAUGACGGUGCAUUUCCACCUGCAAAGGAAAAUGGGCUAUUUUGUGAUACAGACGUAUAUCCCAUGCAUAAUGACGGUCAUUCUUUCUCAGGUUUCUUUUUGGAUCAACAAGGAAUCUGUUCCAGCCAGGACAGUUUUUGGAAUUACAACUGUUCUAACCAUGACCACAUUAAGCAUCAGUGCAAGACACUCCUUUCCAAAAGUAUCCUAUGCUACUGCCAUGGAUUGGUUCAUUGCUGUCUGCUUCGCCUUUGUAUUCUCGGCUCUUAUUGAGUUUGCUGCAGUUAAUUAUUUCACCAACCUACAGACUCAACAGGCAAUGAUGAAAGUUGCUAAAGAAUCUGCCUUAGCAGCAGUGGCUGUGACGGUAACCUCAGACGAAGAGAUUAUUACGCACUCUGAUUCCAACUGCAACUUAAAGAAAAGAAUGAACUCAAUGGUUUCCCAAGGCAAUAUAUCAUUUGAAGACAACACACCACACUAUAGAGGUCCAUAUUGUCAACAAACAGAAGUGCCCACACCUGAUCUUACACAACUAGGAAUCUCAUCAUGUCCACAAAGUGGAACUAGUAAAAUAGAUCAAUAUGCCAGAAUACUGUUUCCAGUGGCUUUUGCAGGAUUCAAUUUAGUAUACUGGGUUGUUUAUCUUUCAAAAGACACAAUGGAGUUAAAUCGUAAUAGUUGAAGCUUUAGGGAGAGAAAGGUAAGCAUCUUUUAAUUUUAUAAUAAUAUAUUUAACAUUAAAUAUGUAUGUCAGGAUCAAUAAUAAUUGCCCGUUUAAAUUUAUUAAAGCAUUACAUUGUAUGACAUUUUUAUAUGACUUGAAAUAAGACUUACAGUAUAUACAAACAUAAAUUUAAUUGCACCAAAUAGUACAUCAUAAUGUAUCAUUUUUUAAUAUCCAUAUUUAAUAAAGAAAAUGGAAAAAGUAAGAAAUCAGACUAUGCCCAUAACCUUCUAUGUUUGGUACAACCAUAUCUGUCUUAAGAAUUCUCAAACAAGUAAUAAUUUUGUUGGAACUU
Messenger RNA from Pseudophryne corroboree (corroboree frog), 1932 nucleotides. It is a transcript of the gene GABRA6, whose product is annotated as gamma-aminobutyric acid type A receptor subunit alpha6. The coding region runs from base 222 to 1595 and encodes 457 amino acids. NCBI's taxonomy places the organism in Eukaryota, Metazoa, Chordata, Amphibia, Anura, Myobatrachidae. The transcript has 9 exons. The record is from RefSeq and is a predicted model, not a curated record. Gene Ontology annotation, biological process: signal transduction; synaptic transmission, GABAergic; regulation of postsynaptic membrane potential. Gene Ontology annotation, cellular component: plasma membrane; postsynapse; neuron projection. Gene Ontology annotation, molecular function: GABA-A receptor activity; inhibitory extracellular ligand-gated monoatomic ion channel activity; GABA-gated chloride ion channel activity.